AUGCAGGGCCAGCUGUCGUAUGACAAACCCAAGGGCCUGGCGGCGCUGCUACUGCCCAUCCUAUGCCCCCCUACGGACUUUGUUGACAUGCAGAAGUUGACCAAGCUUCUUAUUCGCAUCGCGGCGUCCGCGUCCUAUUGGGUUGUUACAUUGUCGUUCAUUGUAGUUCCGGCGUGGUUAUGGCUGCUACGCCACGAGCUACUGCAGGAUCACCGAGGCGAUGCGGCUGCAGUGCUUGCCCUAGGUCUUGUCAUCUUGGGGGCAGCGGACUGGAUUUGCAGCGCCGCUGCAUGCGCCGCGAAUGCCCGCAGCGUUGGCGUCUUUACAGCCGGCACCAUCUCGGCAAGUCAGCUGUUGCCGACCGGGGGCACAGGCAGGUUUGCCCAGGGCACCAGGUCUCCGAGCGCCCUUCCCGCUUUGGGGCCCGCAAGCAAGCCUGCGGGAGGCUUAGCUGGGGCUAGCGCGCCAGCGCCAUACGCUUCCUCCCUGGCUAAUGAUCUCCCUGGCGGCGGCAGCCGUGUGGCCGCCUCCAGCGCGGCUCGUAGCAGCCAACAAACCACCGGCGUAAACGGCUCCGUAGGCUCCCAAGGCCCCUUGGACCCUCUUGUCCGACAAGUGAAGCAGCGGAUUAUUAAGCUGGAAAAGAUAUUGUUUGGCAACGACCUGACAGAGGCGGACAUCAGCCCGGACGCGCUGAGCAGCCGGGUGCGGUUGUUGUGCACGGAGGUGGGCGUGCCGUUCGGUGGGCCGGGUGGGAGCAGCACACGGCUCUCCACUUCGGAGCUGGACCACCAGCUGAAAGCGGUUGAGAGCGCCCUAGGGGUAAUGUAA
Molecule: messenger RNA, 831 nt
Organism: Volvox carteri f. nagariensis
Lineage: Eukaryota; Viridiplantae; Chlorophyta; Chlorophyceae; Chlamydomonadales; Volvocaceae
Exons: 1
Coding region: 1-831 (276 amino acids)
Source: RefSeq, a predicted model, not a curated record